GAUACACUCAGAUGUGGACACAAGAGAUUAAGUGCAGAGGAAAUGAAUCUCAGAUGCACUUAUGUCCAACAUCACUGCCACACAAAUACAACUGUUCACAUGAUAAUGAUGUUGGACUGGUGUGUGCAGACAGUGUGAAUGUGAGACUGGUAAAUGGUAGCAGUCGCUGUGCUGGUAGAGUGGAGGUGUUUCACAGAGGUCAGUGGGGAACAGUGUGUGAUGACAGCUGGGAUAUGGCUGAUGCUGCAGUUGUGUGUAGAGAGCUGGACUGCGGAAAACCUGUAGAUGCUCUGGGUAAUGCUCAUUUUGGACCAGGAUCAGGACCAAUCUGGACAAACUGUAUGUUAUGUACUGGAUCAGAGACUACACUGAAAAACUGUGGAUCGGCUGAGUUCUUUAAUUAUAACUGUAAUCAUGAUACUGAUGCUGGAGUCAUCUGCUCAGGAGUCCGGCUGGUUGGAGAUUCUCACUGCUCUGGGAGAUUGGAGAUAUAUCAUAAUCAGACAUGGAUGUCAGUGUGUGAUGCUGUCUUUGACCCGCAGGAUGCAGAGGUUGUGUGUAGAGAGCUGGACUGUGGGGCUCCUGUACAGGUGCUGGGAGCAGCUGCUUUUCACAAAGGAGACGCUCAGAUGUGGACAAAAGAGAUUCAGUGCAGAGGAGAUGAAUCUCAGAUUCAAAUGUGUCCAGCAUCACAGAAACACAACUGUUCUCAUGAUGAUCACCAGGCGCUUCUGUGUGCUGACGUAAUGAAUGUGAGACUGGUAAAUGGAAACAGUCCUUGUGCUGGUCGAGUGGAGGUUCUUCAUAGAGGUCAGUGGGGAACAGUGUGUGAUGCUAGCUGGGAUGUGCCUGAUGCUGCAGUGUUGUGUAGAGAGCUGGACUGUGGAGAACCUGUAGAUGCUUUAGGUGCUGCUUAUUUUGGACAAGGAUCAGGACCAAUCUGGAUGAGUGUUUUAACAUGUACAGGAACAGAGUCUACACUGAAGAACUGUGGAUCAGCAGGUUGGAAUAAACCUCUCUGCACUCAUAAUAGUGAUGCUGGAGUCAUCUGCUCAGGUGCAGAUUCCACUCUUCAACAUCAGUUCCAGCACACAGACUGGAGUGAGUUUGCUGCCCAGGCCACCACAAACUCUCGGAUCAACAUUGACAAUUACACCAACUCUGUCCUGGAGCACAUCAACACAUGUGUGAGCAGAGUGACCACACCCAAAAAAAUAAAAAUGUUCCCUAAUCAGAAGCCCUGGAUGAACAGAGAGGUUCGCCUCCUGCUCAGAGCAAGAGAUGCAGCCUUCAAGUCUGGUGACCAGGAGGCUUACAGCUCAGCCAGAGCCAACCUGAGGAAGGGUAUCUGCCAGGCCAAACUCACACAUAAACAGAGGAUUGAAGAACACUUCAAUUCUUCAGACCCCCGGCAUAUGUGGCAAGAACCCGUUAAACAAAACCAGCUCCCCUAA
Messenger RNA from Carassius auratus (goldfish), 1454 nucleotides. RefSeq names its product deleted in malignant brain tumors 1 protein-like. Gene Ontology annotation, cellular component: membrane. The transcript is spliced from 6 exons. The coding region runs from base 12 to 1454 and encodes 480 amino acids. The record is from RefSeq and is a predicted model, not a curated record. Lineage: Eukaryota; Metazoa; Chordata; Actinopteri; Cypriniformes; Cyprinidae.